CAUAAACAAAUAAAAUAAAAAUGGAAAAUAAGUUGACAGGUAGCCAAGCAAAAUUUGAGCCAAAAUCUCAAUCAAGAGUCUUUGUCCCACUCCAGAAGGAAAUUCAAUCUCACUCUGCAGUGAUAGCCCCAGCAAAAAGUAGUGCUCCUGUCAAUAAACACUACUCAAAUAUUGCUGAGGAGGACUAUGACUACCAUGCUUUAGAAGAUCUACAAAUGAAAAUGCUCCAGUCUCCAAAUAAGUCAAGGAAUUUGGUCUCUGGCUACAACAAAGAGUCAGCCAUGAAGAAGACCAGUAAGGAGUUUCUGCCGCUGGCGCAGAGGAUAUAGCUGCCAAAAAGAUUUCAGUGACUUUGACUGAACUCAAAGAAGUCAAAGAGGAGAAAGCUCUCCUCCAACGGUCAACAAACCUGACACCACAAAAUGAGCAGGAUACAAAUCAACAGAAACCUGUUGACCAGACUAUAAAGUCUGGAAUCAAGACUUCUUCAGUGAAUAAAUGAAGUCUGAAAAAUAGCUCCUCAUUAAGAAAUACGAGGAAGCCGAUAAAAGAAAUAAAGCCUUUUAAGCCAAAGCUAAUCAAAAGUCAGAAGAAAGUAGCAAAAUCUUCCAUGUCUCUCAUCUCCAAGGAGUUCAGAAUAAAAGAUAAGGAAGGCAAGCAAAAGGAAAAACAGAUAAGACUGAGCCUCGAAUCACCGGCCAAGCCUGGCUUUUCAUCAGAAGAGGAAGGGCUCUCAAUUAAGAACUCUACCUAUGAGACACCAACAAAGCAGUGCCUUAUCAAAGCAAAGCCUGAAGAGCAGGAGCUUUAUGAUACUAUCGAGGAAACCCGUAGCAUUGAGGAGCCAGAGGAAAAUCAAUAUACUCCGGAAACUUUCCAGACUCAUUGUCCAAACAGUGAAUCCAGGUCCUCUUCUGCUCAAGAUCAGGGGCAGAGCCCUGAUGACGCUAGCUCAGAAUCCACAGACAGAAAUGUGGAUGAGAUAAGUGAAGAAGAUGGGGAUAUUAUUUUUCCGACCGAACAAGAUUCAGCUAUCUCUGAAGAAGACAAAAUUAUCUUCCCUCACUCUUCUCCGAAAAUUCUCGAAGAGGGAGUGGUAGUAAAAUCCCAUGGAGACAUCAGAAUGGAAGUUAAUACAACUGUUAACAUACUGAUCAGCUCAAAGAAAGCAACAAAAAAGUUUCCAAUGCAAGAGUUCCUGAAAUUAGGGAAAUCGACGAUCUGAAAUAUCUCAGAACAGAAUCCUUCUUAUAUAAACAAAUUAACACUUGCAAGGGACAAACAGGUGAGGAUUAAUCCAGAAUUUGAUCAAAGGAGAGGAAAUUUAAGAAGGUCUAACAAGUCAAACAAAAAAGAUUUCUAUAAUUCCCAUAUCUCCCAUGGAUUCACAAGGAAUCCAAUCUCAGAGGCCACCAAAGAAAUGAAAGACCAAGCUUCCUCUUUCAAACUCGAACGUAGUCGCGUCAACAGAUCAGACAUCGAACUCAGGGCUAAGGCUGUCCUCAACAAGAUAACUCCUGACAACAUCACUAGACUCAAAGAAGAACUUUACACAGUUAUAAAAUCCUGAUCUGACGAAGAAGAGACCCAAAAAGUAGUCAAGAUAAUCUUCCGGAAAGCCACAUUAGAAGAAAAAUACACGCCAAUGUAUGCUUCCUUAGUCAAGGACCUCGGCCAGAGACAGUACGAGGACAGUUCCCAAGCUGAAAGCUCCUCUUCAGGUUCUAAGAUAACCGGGCUGACUAUGGCCAAGAAGAGCAUGCUCAAGUCCCAUAUCGUUAACGAAUGCCACUCUUGUUUCUGUGAGUUCUUCACUGAAAUGGACAUGACUGGCAUCCUCGAAGAGGAUGCCGAAGAGCAUGUCUAUAAGUACAGGAAGAGACUUUUUGGAAAUCUCAUGUUCGUGGCUGAAUUGUCGAAGAAGAAGUUACUUACUAUAAGGACUACACUUGAGAUACUAGCUGGUUUACUAGGAAAAGAUCCCAAGAAUCCUGAACUAAAGUCCAAUGAAUUCACAGUUGAAGGGGCAUGCAUAUUCGUCAAAAGAGUUGGUCCUAGGCUCGAUUUCAAUGUUCAAAAAUCCAAGAAAUCUAAGCCUCUUGAGAGAAAGCCUCAUCAUGACGAAUUCGAUAAACUAAUGAUCGUCUUCGAACAAUUUCAGUCCAAAGAAUAUAACAAAACCAGGGUUGGCUAUCUCAUCAAAAAUAUCCUUGAAAUGAGGAGUAAAGGAUGGGAAGACAGAGCCCUUAAGGAAGGACCAAAGACUAAGAAACAGAUCCAGGAUGACCACUUUGCUUCCCUUCAAGAGCAAGAAGAACCCUGCCCGAAGAAAUAUUCCUCCAAAAAAUCCACCAAAGCAAGCUCUAGCGAGGGAUUUUUUGAUGACUUUAGUGCCUUCGAGGAUUUCAAUCCAACGAAUUUGAAAGAAAAGACUAGUGUUCGAAACUCCCAGAAUGAAGAAGAAAAGACAGAAAGUAGUCAGACUCAAAAUCUGGACGAUAACAUACUUUCAGACAGAUUUAUUGGUAACUUUUCGGAGUGGGUUGAGUCCUCAAUAUUCAACUUUACAACAUACAUGAAGCCUGAGAACAGAUGUGACAAGCAUAAGAUCGUCAAGCUCUUACUGGAUAAGCUCUACGACAAGAAAGAAGAGGAAAUCCUGAGAUUCCCUGAAUACUUUGAAAUACUCUUCACUGAAAAAUGAUUUACAAGUAAAGACAUUGAAGCUGGCUUGACUGAGUUCUUCAUUACGAUCCCUGACAUCGAAGCUGACUUCCCACAUCUUGCAGAUCAGCUCAGUGACUUUCUCUACUUCAUCUUCGUGGAAAAAGAAAUGGCGAAGUUCAGAAGGGUCAAAAUCAACAUUAAAUCCGAAGGAGAAGACGAUCCAGAUAUUUUCGUUGAAAUCUACUUCAAAAUCUUUGCAUCUCUUUUGACCAAGAUUCAGACAGAACUGGGGAAUAAAAAGCUUGUUCACUACUACAAGAAAUUUAAACUGGAAAAGACUUGUAAAGCACUGAAACCCUACAUCCUUGAGAAGGACUUGUUUGAUGAGUUGUCUGGGGCUGGAGUCCCAUCAACAGUGAUUCCCCUGAUUGAUACCUAAUUUUCUACACAUA
Molecule: messenger RNA, 3119 nt
Organism: Moneuplotes crassus
Lineage: Eukaryota; Ciliophora; Spirotrichea; Euplotida; Euplotidae
Source: the annotation of a GenBank genome assembly